UGACCCUUCAUGUACCGUGUACACGACCAAGGUUCAUAUUCCGUACGAGGAAGACGUAACGUCAAGCCCACAAAAUUAGUAUUAAAAGUUUAAUAAAAAUAUUUAAUUUUGGCAAGAACACGACACAAUUGGUCCACUUUUCGUGAGAGGUUCUGUAAAUAACUUUUUUUAAAAAUAGCAAUAAAAUAGAGCGCCAUUGCCAUUAUCGUAGGUGUGUUCGGGAUUGCUUUGAUUCUGCAAAAAUGGUGUGUAUAAAGAAGAUGAUGGAAAACGAAGAAGACGAAACAGAGAAAUGGUUGAACAACGAGUACUCAUCUUUUCAUCAAAUACUGCUUUUGGGUGAAGGAGAUUUCUCUUUUGCGUUGAGUUUGUCACUUUCGUUCGCUUCUGCUUCCAACAUCGUCGCUACUUCACUUGACUCUUAUGAUUCUUUGAUAAAGAAGUACAAGAGAGCAAAAUCAAACUUGGACUUGCUGGAAAAGCUAGGAGCUUCCCUUAUACAUGAGGUUGAUGCAACUAAAAUGAAGCUUCAUACUGAUCUCAAGAUGAGGAAGUUUGAUCGUAUUAUCUUCAACUUUCCCCAUGCCGGCUUCCAUGGAAAGGAACAGAACCUGCAUCUCAUCAACAAGCACAGGAGGCUUGUACAUGACUUUUUCAGCAAUGCAAGUGGUAUGCUGCGACCCAAUGGUGAAAUCCAUGUUAACCACAAAACAUCUGCUCCAUUUUCUCACUGGAAUCUCGAGAAACUUGCCUCUCAGAACUCGCUUUUACUGAUCGAAUGUGUUCCAUUUAACAUUCACGACUACCCUGGUUAUAACAACAAGAGAGGAGAUGGGUUGAGAUGUGACGAGCCUUUUCGUUUAGGAAAAUGCAGCACAUUCAAGUUCAUUUUCUCACCAGAGUCUAAGAAAAUGUCCACUAAUCACACUCGAAGGGACUCAAAGGAAAAUCUUCCUCAUCAAAUACAGAGGAUUCUGUUUCAAGAACACAAUCAUGAAACUAGUUUUGUUCCGAAUCACCCAAUUAAUCUUUUCUCCAGCCAUUUAGGAUCUCCAGUCCGCGACAGGUUCAGAGAAGACGUUGCUUGGGUAUUCGACUGGUAUUUCACUCAUGUGGAUGAGACCUUUGGGGUACGCGAGGAAAUGGAGGGCUACCAUGUCUAUGAAGGUGUAAGACGAGGCUAUGACAGAUACGUUAAGUUGGCUUCUUGUAGAACUUCACCCGACUUCAUUGUUUUUCUAGAGGAGCUCCAUGGUUUGAGUCUUAUGAGGAUUGAGAGGUUAAAGCAGAGUUUGGAAGAUAUGUCUCAUUAUUAGUUCUAACUGGCGAAAACAAGGGUCGCAAACUUAAUUGUUCUUUCAUGAUCUGAUGGUUUUUGUGUACAAUUUUUUUAGUCAGGUGAGGGUGUAUGUUUAUAGUAACUCCACCUCCCACCAUUCCCUUAACCCAAAACGCAGCUUAAUUAGGUUCUGCUGAUCAAUAGAUAUGAUCAUGCUGUUUUGUAAAAAGAAGCUUAAUUAAAGCUUAAAAGCUUAUCCUUAAUUUGUAGCAA
Messenger RNA from Spinacia oleracea (spinach), 1552 nucleotides. RefSeq names its product heavy metal-associated isoprenylated plant protein 41. The record is from RefSeq and is a predicted model, not a curated record. Gene Ontology annotation, biological process: rRNA base methylation. The transcript is spliced from 3 exons. Gene Ontology annotation, molecular function: rRNA (uridine-N3-)-methyltransferase activity. Gene Ontology annotation, cellular component: cytoplasm. The coding region runs from base 243 to 1316 and encodes 357 amino acids. NCBI's taxonomy places the organism in Eukaryota, Viridiplantae, Streptophyta, Magnoliopsida, Caryophyllales, Amaranthaceae.